Molecule: messenger RNA, 2928 nt
Organism: Anopheles aquasalis
Lineage: Eukaryota; Metazoa; Arthropoda; Insecta; Diptera; Culicidae
Product: dynein regulatory complex protein 11
Molecular function (GO): ATP hydrolysis activity; ATP binding
Source: RefSeq, a predicted model, not a curated record
AUGGCUCAAGCGAAAGGGAUCGCAAAAUUCUGGAUAGCCACCAGCAAGCAGAUCGAAGAUGUGCUGUCUCACGAGCGAUUUGUGCAGGCAGCGGAAACGACGAAAGAUGUGCGGAUUGUGCAUCGUUUGGUAUCGGAUUUGUACUGUCGCUACGUGCAGCUCUGCCGAAGUCUAGAGCAUUGCUACGAUCAGACGCUGCAGGUUCAGAAGCGUGAGGUUGUCCAAUACCUGCUGCAAGCCAGUAACACCCGCCUACUAGAGUUGGGUUCCAUGUUGAAGGACAUCGAGCUUAGUGAUUUCGUGUACAUCGACGGUGCUAUCCAGGAGCUUCAUCUGAUACCGGAGGAUGUGCAAGCCGUAAGGCCAUGUUACUUCCCCGCCAAGCGACCGCCUCAUCUUCAGGAGUUACUUCGAUCGAAACGGUUGCAACGCUUUGCUCCAGCUAGCGGUAACAGCAGCGAUCAAGAGGAGGAGGAGGAGGAGGAACAGGAAGACAUUUCGUUGGAGAAUGGUGAGCAACGGCAAGAGGGCACUGCACCUGGAAAGCUAAAACGACCGAUUGUCAAGCGUGAUCGCAAGAAAGAACGGUUGCAAUGGGCACUCCGUUUAAUUCUGGCCCACGAGAAAGCCCGCCAGGCGCGGGUCCUUCGGACAAAUUAUCGCCUGCACCCGGACCGAUACUUUCCGAAACCGAUCGACGAGGAGCUGGUGGAUAUUCCGUACGAGUUUUCCUAUCGCCCCGGUCAGCAGAUGCUCUUUCCGGUCAAGCGAACCGUUUUCAACUGGAACUUUCAGAUGCAGCAGAAAGAUCUGGUCGCUUUCGCUUACUACACGCCACCGGGAUGGCAGGACAAGAAGGUGACUGUAGCUCCUGUCGCAGUGGAGUCCUCCCCCGGAGACAGGUCAAGGAUUAACGCAGCGCAAUCUGAUGAGCUUGAUACUGGGCUGGCUUUGGCCGAAGCGGAAGCAUCGCGUGUCGCCGAGGAUUGCGAAAAACUUCGACUGAACCGUGCGGCACGGCGAAUCCAGCGUUGUUGGCGUGAAUUUCGUGCCGGAAAACAGCUGAAACGAGCACGGUACGAACGAUCGCGGUUUUUGGGACUUUUCGAUGAUCAAAAACCGAUCGAGCGGGCACCGAUGGUCGCCGUGGAUCGUGCGCGAACUGAGCGUAGCAAUCAGAAGGUGGUGUUUGAUCAACGCUUUCUUGAAGCGAUCGCAGACGAGAGGGCAAGAAUAUUGCGGACCCGUGCUCCCGCUCUGCUCGAGGAUAUAACAGAGCUGGUGCGAGCCUGGUUUCGCCAGUGGUACGACGAGGCGCAUGCUUUCGAUGUUAUCCCGGAACCAUUCCAGGGUGGUACCGUGCUGAUUGUGCGAGGUGAAACCCGCACCCCGAUGGAGUACCUAGAGGAGGAGCGUUUGAAGCGGUUGGAAAAGUUGAAAUCACCAGAACAGAGGAAGAAGGAAGCGGAUGCGAGAAAGGCCGCCCGGGAACUGGAGUUGAGUAAAAAGCGCGAGGAAAAGGAACGAGCGAAAGAGUUGGCCCGGGAGAAACGAGCUAGGAAGAAGAAAGAAGGGAAAACGUACGACUUUAGUGAACCGGAAUUCGUUAGCAAUGCGUACCUGAGCCUCGAAGAAACGCUUCGCCGUUAUCGGAAGGAUUGGGCGUUUAUCGAUGAAAUGGAAAACGUUGCCGAGCUGCCCAUCAUGGAGUGGAUCACGUUGGAACAAUUUUCCGAGGUGCACCAGGAGCUACAUGCCGACGUGAACGAGCUGCUGAAAGCGGAACGCGAACUCCUGCAGCAGGCACUCUGUGCGGAUGAGAGGCAAAAGUACAAACCACCCAAAGCGCCACGGCCUCCGAAGGUGAAGAAAGGCGUUGAUAAGAAAAAGAAGAAAAACCGGGAACCGAUCGAUCUUACGGCUGAUCGUACGGUUGAAUCGUUGUUCGAGGAACUGGUCAACGGAAAUGUGCUCAAAGCGUACCGGAAGCGAACGAUCGAUGAGUUUGUCGGUGAUCUCAACUAUGCAGCGUACGAGCGACGCCAACGGUUCGAACAGGACCCACCGGCAGGGUUGGGCGAGAUUCGAACGAUCGUACGAUCCUUUCUCUACGGAAUGGGCCCACUGGGGAUUCCGAUUCCGAAACCUCGCUCGCUGUGUCUGGUUGCACCAUCAGGGUACGGUAAAACGCUCCUGCUCGAAGCCAUCUGCCACGAAACGGACUCGGUGCUGUUUGAUCUGAGUGUCGAAACCUGUCAACCGAUUCCUGGCCCGGACGUGCCAGCAUUUCUGCAGAUGAUUCUAAAAGUCGCGCGGCUGCUGCAACCCUCCGUGAUUGCACUGGAGGAGGUUCAUAGGGCGUUCUACAAAAAGGUACCACCAACCGAGGCCCACCAGGAUCCGACGAAGCUCGGUAAGUGGUUGCUCAAGAUGAUCGUGAAGCAGCUUAAGCCGGACGAUCGAAUCCUGCUUGUGGGCACCACCGAUCGUCCAUGGUUAGCGAAAGUGGGUCCACUGAAGAAGUUUUUCGACAAAUUUCUUAUCUUCCCCCGCCCUGACUACGGCUCGACGGUACUGCUUUGGAAACGGGCAUUACUUCCGUUCCCGGGUGUUCCACGGGAUCUCGAUCUAUCGGCACUGGCUACCGUUACGCGGGGCUACUCGCCCGGUCAGAUUCUGCAGUGUCCCCGACAGGUGCUCACGAUUCGUCGUCGAAUGCAGUUCGAUCGAAGGCCACUGCGUGUGGAAGAGUUUGUGGAUCAUUUCCUCUCGCAAACACCUCAACCCCUGUAUCCCAUUGCGGACAAGGAGUACGAACGGUUCGUCAAGUGGCACCAGAAGGUAGACCAACUGGCGAAACAGCGAGCUAAGCUAAUGCGCGAACGUGAGGAAGCGGCCAUCCCCAAAUCGAAGGGUAAACCAAAUUAA